UCGAUGCCAACCCAGUCGGUUCGAGAGCGCGUCGCAUAUCAACUCGGUACGCUCUGUUCUGCAGCUCGGACCGCACAACCCGUUCGAUCCGGUCGGCCUGAUUCCGUUCAUCCACCGGUUCGAUGCGCCUCAGCGCCGAAACGACGUCUCGCAGAAGAUAGGACGCUCGUCGCUCGCUCGCUGCUCGGGGCAACCAGGAGAUCGGCUGCGGAUUGAACUCGGCUCAAGCGGGCGUCGAAGGAGUUCCGCCCUGUGGAGAGGCACGCGUAUGGAGAGCCGCACGAGGGGACGAUGAGGCUCUCGAUUCGGUUCGCCGCCUGACCCAUGACGAGUGUGGAGCGCUUGGUGCGGUUCGGAGUUGCGCCGGCCCUUCCUGUCCGGCCGGCGAAGCUGAUGGGCGCUUGUGGCGUUCGAAUGAGGGCGAAGCUCGGCGGCGAGAGCGACCCAUUUCUCCAAUCCGCCCUCGAUGCCGCGUCUCUUCGUUUCCGAGAGACCCUUCAACCAGAGCCUCUUUUUGUCGAUCCAUAUGCCGGUUGUUUUGUCUCUACUGAUGAUGAAGUGGACAUGAAGAAGCAGACACACCAUUACUGUCUUGCGACUAAAUAUAUUGAUGACAAGUUGCUUCACACUAUCAAUCGUAUUGAUGGGCUCAAGCAGGUUGUUUUGCUAACAGAUGGCGUGGAUACUCGUCCUUAUAGACUUAAUUGGCCAAGGUCAACCUUGAUAUUUGACAUUUCUCCAGACGAAUUAUACAAAGAAGCGGCUGAAAAACUUGAAGGUGUUGGGGCUAAAAUUUCAAGAAGUUGUUUAUUCUAUCACAUCCCCUUGGCAUCAUCCAAUUUGCAGAAGGCUUUGCACACAAAGGGCUUCAAUGGAAGCCGGCCAAGUAUAUGGGUCAUCCAGGGCUUGCCUCUUAUAAAUUUGGCAAGUUUCGAGGAUAUCUUGUUUGUUGUUAGUAGUAUGGCCAUGAAGGGUAGCCUUUUCUUGGGAGAAUUGCCUCGCUGGCUGGCAGAGACUGGAAUCAGAAGAGAUUUUGAUUCUGGAAAAUGGAUGGACAAGCUUUUCAUGAGCAGUGGUUUUCGAGUUGACAUAAUUAGCUAUGACGAAGUUGCAAGGAACUUAGGCAAGCAAUUGACAUUGGAAGAAUACAGAAAGAUACUAUUUGUUGCAGAACAGUUGCAAUUUUCUGAUGCUCAGAUGGAAACAUGGAGGAGAGAAUUCCAGAGAUUCGAGGAAGAAGGGGAUGAAGAAGGAUUCGAGGAACUUUGAGAUGCAAAAGCAAUCUUAAUCCCUUUGCUGUUAUUAGAAAUAGAAUGUUUGUUCUUUUUCCUUUACUUUUUGAUGGGUGCGUCAAUAUACCUUCCUUAACCUUUUGGCUAAGUAUGCAGAAUAUUUUAAGAUGUGAAGUGAACAAACACAUGGCAGUGUCAAAUUUAUGUUUCAUUGUCUUAUGGAAGAAGGCCAAUAUUCGCAUUGUCA
Messenger RNA from Eucalyptus grandis, 1479 nucleotides. Its product is annotated as putative S-adenosyl-L-methionine-dependent methyltransferase MSMEG_1480/MSMEI_1444. The transcript is spliced from 7 exons. Lineage: Eukaryota; Viridiplantae; Streptophyta; Magnoliopsida; Myrtales; Myrtaceae. The record is from RefSeq and is a predicted model, not a curated record. The coding region runs from base 325 to 1269 and encodes 314 amino acids. Gene Ontology annotation, molecular function: methyltransferase activity. Gene Ontology annotation, biological process: methylation.